AGAAGCAAACAGUUCAUAAGCACGGUUACGGAUCGCGUAUAUAUUGGGUUUUCAUUAUUUAAUUUAUCUCCGUUUGCUGGCCCCGCCGCUCGUCAGUGUGCAUUUCCACGGGAUGAAUUUGGAACGAUAUACCGAAUUCUUCAAGUGUAGUGUCGAACGGGAGUCGAAAUUUGAUAAAAAAAAUCUAAUCAUUAGCCAACGGGACCUCGACUUGAAUUGGGAAGUGCAAAUUUGCUGAGCAUAAGAAUUUAUGAACUGUCAAACGGGAGUCGUCGCGAGUGACACAAAACACACAGAGCAGCGCAACAAGAGCAGUAAAGAGACAGAUAGAGAGAGUUAAAUCAAUUUCUUACGAAGAGACGGAACGAGACGGGCAAAACCACUCGUUUUAUGGUGUCGCGAAAACGUCGCGCUUUCCGAUCAGCCGCCAAUUAGUCUUAGUUGCUUAUAAUACGACGAGCAAUUCGGAUUGAUACUGAUCAAAGAAUCGAUAACAAGUGUUCGAACGCAACCCAAUCACUGGAUUCAGCGACACAAAGCUCGAAGAAACCCUUCGGACGGAACCCAUCGAAGUGAAUUCCAAUCUAGAAUUUUGACUCUUCAAAGCAAAGAAUAAGCAGUGGAAACAAGAGAAGAAGGCGAAGUAAUUUCAUUUUAACAAGAUUCCUGUUUCUUCGCUCUUCGUUGGCAGUGUUUCGCCUCCGCUUUGCUGCUCCCAUACACACUGCUGCAUUCUGGUUUGUUCGGUCACCUCGCAGUUCUUCGGCUGAGCCUUCGAAUUGACUGACGACGGCUUGGCAGCGCAAGUGUAUUCGUGUAGGGGCAACUUGCAAGCGAAACCAACACAAACGGAGCUCUCAUUCGCUCGUUUGUUUCAUCGCAUGCGAGCAAGCAACCAGCUUCCAAGAAGUUCAAGAACUUGAGAGCCAUAGCCACAGUGAGUAGCAGCGGCCGAGGCGCAAGCAAAAAAAUAAAGCGAAAAGUGGCCUCAGACAUUCGGUGUAUGUAGAACCGCGCGUGCAAUGAACGGAUGUGUCUGACUGUGUUUGCGGUGGCGAUAUAGGUAUUCGAUGCCGGAAUGUGCUGGAACAGGAUCAUUCGACCAGGUAUCAGCUUCAAACAACGGAAGAAAGCGAAACUUGCCCAAAUGAUUAGGAACAAGUGAGCGAAGUGAAUGCAAACCUACACGUUAACAGUGCAAUGUGAAUCCUAGUUCAAAAAUUUAUCAGUUUUUUUGUUUUGGAAGCCUUAAGCCUAAAAAUUAAUGUUAAUCAGUGCCUUCUGGUUCAGUGUUUCGAUCAGCGUCUAAGUAAACAAGAGAGAAUACAAGUGCGUGAUUGAUGCAAGUGCUGGGAAAAUGCCUCAUAAUAGUUCUACCGGCGAUGAACUUGGCAGCACAGACGAGGUCAAAGUAUUCAAGGAUGAAGAUCGGGAAGAUGAGAAGCCGUCGGAAAAUUUGUUAGAGGAGAAAUCAAGUCUGAUUGAUUUGACUGAAAAUGAAGAGAAAACAGUGAAGAAUGGGGCAAACCGGCAUGAGCAAAAUCCAAUGUACGGCAAAUUGCCACACGGGCAUCCGGGGUUUAACAUGGGCUAUCUGGUACCUUCGUAUGCAUAUCCUAAUGGAACGGCUGGGGGACUACCAGUAUCGAUGGCAAACAAGAUGGGACUGCCACCGUUUUUCUGCCACAACGGAGAUCAUUUAUCCUCACCUCCACCUGCCCAUUGUGGAAUUCUGCCUUACCAGUUGGAUCCAAAAACGAUGGGUCUCACGAGGCCUCCGUUGUACAGCUUUCCUACUAGCCAGUAUCCAUACCCGAUGCUGAGCCCUGACAUGCCACUUGUGGCAUCGUCAUGGCAUACUCCAUCAAUGUAUGGACCAGCAGCUGGAUUUCGAAAUCCAUAUCCGGCUUCCCUUCAAAUAUACACCUCCCUUCCGAGCGAUUUUUAUCGCUACUCGCCGGGUCUUCUUCCUUCGGUACAUACUCAUCCGAUGUUGAAUCCUCAUCACGCCAUAAUCACACCAGGACCGAAACAGGACAUUUCCAGCCAGGACACGUCGCGGUAUAGUUCAAGCCGAUCGUCGAAUCCGCCUACGAUCAAGCAAGAAGGCGGAGAUGAUGUUCCUCAGAGUCGGUUUUCCUCGAGUCACAGUCGAUCGACCAAUAAUAGUCAUCACAACCACUCACAUCACGAUCAAAGUAAUCACAUUAACAACAAUAACAACAACAAUAAUCAUCAUCAUCAUCACAACAGUGGCAGCGGUCAGCAUCGAUCACUUUCGGAAAAAGAGCUAGCAGCUGAAAAGAAAAAGAAUCAUGUCAAGAAACCGUUGAACGCGUUUAUGCUGUACAUGAAGGAGAUGCGCGCGAAAGUAGUAGCGGAAUGUACGCUCAAAGAGUCGGCCGCCAUCAAUCAGAUACUGGGUCGGAAGUGGCAUUCGCUCUCACGGGAAGAGCAAAGUGUUUACUAUGAUAAGGCCCGGCAGGAAAGGCAAAUGCAUAUGGAGCUGUACCCGGGAUGGACUGCGCGGGAUAACUAUGGGUAUGGUGCGAAAAAGAAAAAGAGGAAAAAGGAUAGAAGUCCGGCAGAUCCCGGUGGCAACAGUAUGAAGAAAUGUCGAGCACGAUAUGGUCUAGAUCAACAGAAUCAAUGGUGCAAGCCCUGUCGGCGCAAGAAGAAGUGUAUUCGCUACAAGGAGAUGACAGAUAGCGAAGAAGGGAGAGAUCAGGGUUCCGAUGACGCAAUCGGAAGUUGUGGUAGUAUGGAUGACUCCAAGAGCCCCGAGGAUGACCGAGAAUCGUUGAAUCAGUCUAUGUCGAGUCCCAGAAGUAUGAGUGUACUAUCCAGCCUGCAGUCACCGUCGACUAGUAUAGCAUCACCGUUAAAUUUGCUUGCCAGUCCGGCAACACCAACCAACUAUUACCAUCAUCACGACCAUCUGGGCCUGGCAUCUAUGAUAGCAGCCCAGCAGCAACAACAAGCCCUCCAGAACAGCGCCAGUGACAAACUGAACAAUAUUAGCAGUGACAGCGGUCUCAGUUCCCAACUGAACAACAGCUACAGUAACAAUUUCAGUCCAUACAGCAAUCAUCACACGAUGCGGAACAACUCCAGCCAGAACCAGACGAGUAGUAGUACCAGUAAUAACCUCAGUUCGGGUGUCCCUAGUCCAGCCGGGAAUUUAAACGGUGGCACGAACAAUAACAAGAAUCAUCAUAGCAGCUCCGGCAGCAAUAGUCUUCCCCCACAUCACCAUCAGCCCCAUCCACCGGCAACUGGACCACCUCCAAACGGGAGCAACAAUAGUGUAUCAGCAUUGCAAAUUCCCCCGCAUCUUCAGCAGCUCUCCCUUUCGGGAUCGUCACCACCUAUGGGUAAUAAUGGUUUAUCACUGCCAGCAAACCACAUCAAGGAAGAGCCAGGCUGCUUCCGAAGCAGUCCUCCCAAUUUCUUGCUUCACCAUCACCAGGCAGCUGCGGCAGCCAUGGCAGCAGCCGCACAUUUGCACAAGAACAACGGUGAUCUCACCUCCACCGGAGAUCUGUCUCGAAGUUCCAGUAGUACGACGAACAAUGACAGUGGCCGCAGCACCGGCAGUAGUCAAGCCAACAGCACAAGUGAUAGGUAGUCAAUUGCUGAUAAGUCCUCGAGAUCCUUGCACCCGUGUUUAAGUGUACGUGUGUUCAACAAGCAAUGAUUUCAAUGCGUCCGACGGACAACAAUCCCGUGAUUCAUGGGUUUUGCGAACACAUGGAAAGUGUCCAAGUCCUAACUGUGAUUCAUACUGCGUCGUACGAGAAAAAACCUCUUCGUGAAAGCGCGUAAGGCAAAAAACAACGCGCCAACCCUACUUAAUUGAUCAUUUUCGAGGCUAGUUUCGAAGCCCAUUAUUAUCGCAGUCAUUGUUUGCAUUGAACCUGAAGCGCAACCCGUUUAGCACGAACGACGGCAGUCCACAAUCCAGGUGAUGAGACGAAGAAGAAAGAAUCAAAAAGUGACGGGGGAAAAGAGAAUGCUUAAUUUGACACAUUGUACCCCCGCCGGAGCCCACCGUCUGAUUCAGGACCCACGAUGAGGAGUGCUCCUGCAGGUCGUCGUCGUCGUCGUCAUCGUCGCGCCCAAGUUCCGAAGCAUUUACCAAGUUAAUGGCAUUCAAAAUCGGAAAACACAGCAUCACUUAUUAAUCGUUUGUCCGUUGUUUAUGAGCAUGUUGAGCGAGAACGAGACGGUAUGCAGCAGGGAGUCGACGAGUGAACGCGAACGGGACGGCAGGGAACCGAAAGGUUUUUUGUCUCCUCUUUAAUGGUUAAGUUUCUGUUUUCUUUUUAAACAUUCUUUUUAUCUCCUUUCUCAAAAAAAAACGAAGAAAUUAAUGUGAGUGUGUGAAACGAUCAAUCUCCUUCUUGGAAAAGCAAGCAAUAGGCAUAGGCACAGAAAGAAGAAGCAAAGAAAUGACCAGGAGAAGAAUUGUUUGGAAACAAGUUUCUGUCGGAGCCAAGUGAGGGUGAAGAGGGUAAAAGAGCCGAGAAGCAAGAGAAAAUCAAUCAAGUGUGAUACAAAAGCAAUAAUAAUAACGAAGCGAAGGAAGAAUAUGGCAAGCAGAUAAAUUGAAAGAAGAGUUAUGAAGUGAGUACACACUUUUCGAGCCUCGACCGUCGUCAUAGGGAGAUUCGUUUGGAGGCACAGAUCUACACCCCACACCAACCCGCUUUCCAGGGUGGAUAAUUGAGCCUUCGCGACUCCAUGCGAGGGCAAUUCUUGUAGGCACACAACGCACACGCUCGGUUCGACUGCUUCAGGAUGGCGGUGUGUGUGUUUGUGUGUGUGUGGAUUAAACGUACGUGUGCAGGUUGUGAUUGUGUGUUGUGUUUUUUAAUUGUUUCAUAAAGUAAAUUGCGCAAAGGUUUCACCAAAAAAGGAGCCACCAUACUGUGCGCGCGAUCGAUUUGUAGAAACGGAUCCGUGAAACUCAACAAGGUGCAUGUACUAACAGAGUGAGAGAUAGGGAAGAAAAAACGUCCAAUCUGUUAAAAAAUUAAACGAGCCUUGUUAGAGAACCAGCAAGUGAACAAGCGAAACCGAAUUCCUAUGUGAAGGCGGAGGAUAAUUGUACCGGGUCGGUUUGUGGUUUCUGGUGGGAUAGUGCUACGGCCGACUGACAAUGGAUGGUGUUUCGGUUUGUUGUUGUAAUGAUCGAGGAGCAACCGCAUUCGAGUGGGAAUUCGAAUUGAUCAAGGAUUCACGUCACCGAAGGCGUUUCCUACUGGUCUUGUAAGAAAACAAAACGUAAAGAAAGAAAGAAAGAGUAAGUAAUCUCGAGCCGGAUUUUGAUUGACAGGUUGUAUUAGAUUGGCUGGCUAAUUCUGGUAGAUUAAAGGUGUCAAGAUAAAAAAAAAACUGACAUCCAAGAAUAGGCUGAAGAAUUAUCAAUCAGAUAAAAAAUUAUCAGUUCAGCUUUGGAAAGUAAGGAACUUUAAAAACACAAAUAUAAUACCCAUAGCUUAACACACUUUUUACAUCAUGCGGCUGAUACUACUGUGCGGAUGGAACUUAUAUGCGAUGUCGGUUAUUAUAUUCUUUAAGAGAUUAACCACCGUAAUCGAAUUAGUUCCUGUGUUCCUGAAUGCAGUGCACUACAAUCUUCAUGAGAUGUUACUAGGUACUCAAUAAGUUCAACUAGAUUGCCUAAAAAUUCCAUUCUUAGGAUCUUAAGGUUCUACCAAGAAUCGUAGGAAAACCGCCAUUGCUGAAAAUUGCUAAAGCGCUAAAGCUAAUCCUCCGCAACAACUUGAUGAAUCUUAAUGGAAAAAAACAUCAGCUUGCUCAGAAAAAUGUUCCAAACAAACUGUUAUUUUUCGCUCAACGACUACGAAGAAAACAGCUUUUGCGUUUUUCAACAAUGGUCGUUUUUAUAAUAUUGUAAAUUGCCUCUUAAAUUAAUCUGGGAAAUUCAAUAAAGCGAGUAUAAUAUCUGUCAUUUUUCUUUGUCCUAAAAUGCAUUUUUAUACGAUUUCAAGAUAACUGCAUUGAUCGGUGAAAUAGUAAAAGCAAAGCAAAGUUAAAAUACUGCAAGUCUAUUGCACCUGACUCAUAAGUGUAAGGGGCUAUUGCAUGGGCAAAGCUACAAUCCUACGUACACUAAGAAUCCUUCUAAAUCAAAAUUCGGACAUACGACAUCUGACUUGUUAGACCAGAACCGUAUAUUCUGAAUCACCGACCCGGGCGAAAUGGUAUUCGAAGAAAUAACCUUAACUCCUUUCACCAUAACUUUCUCUUAGUUUUGCUACAAUGUACAAAUUCAUAACAAAUUGCAUGAUUUCUCAGUUCAUUGAUUAUUUUUGCAUGAAAAUCCUAAGAUAUAUAUUCUUAUUGGAAAUUUGCGUAAUCCAAAACGUCUUCCAAAGCUUUCAAUAUAAAUACUUAGUUGACUCUAUUUAAUUGACAGUGAAGAAACGUAUCUUGAUGAAAUUUCGUGUACUAUGAAACAAAAAUUUUAAAAAUUUAAGUCGUUUUCGACACGACGGUGUAUUACAGUCGACGUUUAACUGUUAUUCCACCUAGCAGCUCAACCUGAACCGCUAAGCAGACGCGAAACUCAAGUUCUGUUUGAGUAAUAACUUCUAUAAAAUUGCAUUUCUGAAGAGACGAACGAUUGAUCCCUCAAAAACCAUGUCAUGUAAUUUACAGCAUACUGAUACCUGAAAUCUUAACUGUGAACGAAAGCUUUAUUCCCAUCACUCAACAAAGCAUAGUAGAUUACUAUUCUUAAAAUGUGUUCCGCGGACCUUCGGUGCCAUGGAGUAGUGUUUUUGAUUCUGAUCGUCAAUUUUCGAGCGAUUGGAGAGGAGGAAGUACUAUCCCGUUUUACUGGGAAAUAUCCCGAUCCGAGAGUUUUGGGCCCCUUCCGGAACGAUUUUCCAAAUGCAGCUUCUGGAUCACGAAACUGCAUUAGAAUAUCAUCAACGGUAGAAUGUCAUUUUCAUUUUUUAUGGGAUAUUUAGAGUUCAUUGUCCAUAUUCGCUUACACCUAAACAAGUUUAAUUUCGCUCCUUCAAACCAGUGCAACUCUUUUAAUAUUUCACGUUACCAAACUAAACUUUAACCUCUCAUCCACGAAAGCUUUCAAUAUCAAUUGCCGUUAUGGGAUUGUAAUUCUUGCUGACGAACUUUUCGUCUUCAGUUUCGUUUUAGUCAUUUCGGGAGAAAACUUUUCUUGCCUAUCUGAAACAUAUCUCAUCAAAGGGAAUCGGUAUAACCAGUGGAAAGAUGAUUUGAAUAUUUGUUUGGAAAGUUUCCCAAAAUUUAUGGGCUGUACGACCAUUUUCAUGGCUACCAGAUCAAACUAGAUAUUGUACAUUGUUUCCAAAAGAGAUAAUAAUUAUGUAACAAAUAACUACCUACCUAUAUUGAAAAAAGCUUAAGUAGCUCAAUUGAAGUAAUGAAUCUCACUUGAAACUUCUCGCGAAAAUACUCGUAAUUUUUUAUUGUACUUUCAAUUUAUCAAAAAUCCCAGACUUAUUAUUGAGCAGCAACAAUGUUCGUAUAGAACUCACGCAAUUUACUAUAUGAAAAUCAAACCUCAACGCAUCCUAUAAUAGACAAUAUUCUAAAUUAGUUCAAUUUAUUUUAAAUUACUUCACAUUUCUGAGUUCACAUUUUAAGUAUAGUGUUAUCUCUCUACUUUCGAUCAUAUGUUUUGCUUGGAAGGAAAUCUUGAGAUGUAGAUGUGUAUCACUUCCAAAAAUACGAAUAAAUUAUAACUUGUUUCAUCUUUUUGGAAUUUUCACAUGAAUUAGCUCCAUGCUCAGAAUUGAUUCCCACAUCUUUACACAAAACUCGAUGCCAGUCGAUAACCUCGCCGAGAUCAUUAGCCCCCAUCACAAAAAAAAAUCUUCUGUACUCCAAAGCUAACAAGUAACCGCUCCCCACCCCAACCAUGAUCGUCGCAGUGAUUCAACCUUUCCAACACCUAAAGGUGAUAAAAGUAGAACAUUUACCCAGCACGAUUAAAAAUUACUAAUUACCAAUUCCGAAAAAAGGAGCGAAUAAAGCAGCAAUCAAGCGAUGAUUUAUCUUCAAACUAUGAAUCCAAAUUAGGACAGAUUAUCGCUGAAGCUCUUCAGAUAACAAUCAUCAGGCACUUUGGAAACCAUAACUCAUACCGUAGCGAGUAGUUUGAACCAUGAAAAAUUUGGCCCACGAACUGCUUGGAAAAGCUUAAAGCCAACAACAGUACCGUGCUCACGAGAGCGAGACAAAGAUCCAUUUCAGGAGUAUCAUGAUUUAUAGGAUCAUGAAUACUCUCGCACCUCGUCCGCGACUAACGCGAGGCUGUAAAAACGGUUGGUCCGAUUACAGCCUGCUCGAGAUGCUAUCCGGUAUCUACAAUUACCGGUAUCACAUCCGUACGCAAGAGCCGUACAGACUUGACCCCACCAGCUAUGAAGCCGUCUAUGGCUGACCAAGGUGAGAACGGAAUUCUCAGAAAAUAACACCGAAAUCCAUUCCCGUGAUUUGAAGGGCACAUCACUGCAAGACAAGUGCCCGUUGUGGGAGAAGGGUGGGUUGUUUUAAUGCAGCAGAAUGUAACAAUGGGAGAAGGGGAAAUCGAGAAUUGAUGUGAAUCAAAUCAAUGGGGAAAUAAGGCUGCACACGGAUUGGGAAUGAAAUCGACGGUCACAAGGAGGUAACAAACACUGGGAGCUGUCCGGGGGUUUCGAAGAAACAUGGGCAACUGCUGCGAGAUCCGAGAAGCAUACCUACAAGACGAAGACCAGUUUGAAAAUAAUCGGAAAUAAUUGACAUUUGUGUAGUGGCUUUUCGAGAGCAUCCCAGUGCCCAGUGGAGGAAAGCCUUCGAAGCAUGUUGUUAACUGACGGUGGGGGUUUGGUGACUCUGAAAGUGCAACAACAAAAAAAUACACAAUGGGAAAACGAUAAAUUUAACGUCAGGAACGAAGGGCGAUCGAAUCACAACGCAGGGUAGCUCAACAAUAUUUGGACAUUUUGUCAAGUGCCCCGUCUGGAAAUGCAAUUGGCAGAUGCAUUACAGAUUUGGAGAUUGCAACCAAUCCCGAUAUAGCCCGAACGAACAGACGAUUUGUAUUCUUUGCGAUAGUGCAAGUAUUUACCACAAACCUUCACGGUGGUUUGCAAGAUUGCUUUUUACAUUUCCUACAGAAAAGGACCAACUAAGCCAGACGGUCGCCUUUCGAUCAAUUAGCGAGGAGAGACGAAAAACAACACAGGGGAAAAAAUAAAUGUCGAGUCGAUGAGUCGAAAUGUAAUGGAGUUGAAAAUAAAUAUUGCCUCAAGUAACCUCUUGAACCUAUUCCUUUCUCUAAACGUUUAAACGUACAAGAACCACGGCGCACGAGACUGGCACUGGUGGUACAGAAGGCGCAAGGAAAGACAGAUUUAAGUGAUUACCAAAACCAAAGAUUUCUCCGUUAUUUCGUUUUCUGCUACAUUGCCUUUCGUGGUUCAUUCCUCCUGUCCAGUCCUUUUUUUCUGCCAAUGCAGUUCAACAAUGCAGUGCACGGGGACCAUUAAGGAUUUCGAAGAACUCUACGCGUAUGGCUUCCCCCGCUCUGGUGCCGGCACCGCUCAGUGCUUGGAGGGUUUGUGUCCACAUCUCAAGCAGAAGCCAUUAGCAUAGAAGGUUGUCGAAGAACUGUGGUUGUGCUGGUAUGCUGAGCAAGUGUCUAGAAGGAAGGCUCGUGGCCUAGUGAACUGAAUUUAUUUUUGUUGAAUUGUGCAGCGAUUUAAAAUAAAUCAAUGGCAAUAUGAUCAACUAUUUGAAUUCAGAAACGAAAAACACGAGAAACAAUCAACGAAAACUGUAAGUAAAGUUUUCAAAAACAACAAAAAAAAAGUUGGAGCAAACUGGAGAUCAUUCAUCACCAAACCAGCGAAAACUUUCCAGUUUCGGAUGAUUUAGGCAUUUCCGGGGGUGUAGCCAUAUGUGAAUCCACAUGUUCGCCAUACGACGGAACAUUUGAAGAAAUCUGAACAGCCACCGUUCGCAAAGCCCCGAACAACCGCUUACUCGAGACUGGACGCUUUACCACGGUGAACAGUUCAAGGACGAUAAGCUAACUAGUUUCCACAUCACCAUGGCGAUCACAGUCCGCCAUGGAGGCUCCGUCGUUUUCUAGCUCCUCUUUUGUGUUAUCCCCUUCCGCAAGCGACCGUCUUCGAUCGGAGAACUUCAUUUCGCGUCCAUCUUCUCGCAUUAACGAGGAUCUUCUCGGGAAGCCACCGCGCUUCACCACGGCGACCAGUGAGCACGAAGAAGAAGGAAAUACCAUUUUAAAUAACAUAAUUUAUGGCAUGUUGAAUAAACAAAUAAAUAUUGGGUUUUUGAAUUGAGCAAAUAUCCCGGUGCCAGUCAGCCACGCUCGUCUCGUCGUCUCUGUAUUUGUGCUGUACGUGUCAAGGAAAGCAGCAACAGCAGUAGUUAAGGAAAAUAGAACCUACGAACGAUGGAAAGAGAGAAAAUAAAUGCAGACCUGAACCAACCGAGAAAGCUAAACUAGAAGAAAACUCGAGUGAGAAGGAAAAUAAAUGUUCCUUUGAUUCUCCGGGACGGUUUCGUCGUGUCAGUCGUCAUAGGAAUAGACGACAAGUGAACAAAAACUGAUUAUUGUUUUCCAUCUCGAUUGUGUUCCUUCUAGCGACUAUUUCCUGUGUGAGCGACCAGUUUUGUGGGCUCCCUGUGUCACUUCCUAGAAGGGUUCAGCAGACCUAGCCGGCCUUACUACCAUUCGUGUAUGUGUACAGCGCUAUGUUUGACCGCAAACAGUGACGUCGUGUGUCACCCACAAUUUCGACAGUCACAGUCAUAUUCAUGCGGACAAAAUCUUAGAAUCCCCACAAAACUAUGAGGAAACAACCAGGGUUGGCAGGCAAACAAACUGUUCAAAUUAAAUUGACGUUAUCUUUCCUAACUCAUUUGGAGUCUUCGUGUUUUUUGUAGCCUUCUUGGGUUAUACCAAUAAAAAAUAUUACACAGCAUGAGUGGAACAACGGGAAUACAAAGAGCGAUACGAAGAAGUUCUCUUAUCAGGAUUGAAAAUACAGGCAGUUCCAUAGAGUGGUCUCACUCUGUGUGUGGCAUGCCAACAUAUGACGGGUUCGAUAACUUGACAGUGCAACGCAACCCAACGCUGUUUCGCUUUCUAGCAACCGACGAACGUAUCAAAUAUUUCCGAUUAUUAAUACUUAUCAUAUUUCGUGUUUUGUUGUUCGCGUUCCGGCUUUUUUGCUUGAUAGUGCAUCUAGUUACUCAACUAGCGGAAGGAGGAGUGUACCCCCUCAACCGACAUUGGGAACGUGAUAAAGAUGCUAUCAAGUAGCGCGCGAUUCAGGCUCGAAAUCGAUUUCUAUCGCCAUAAAAAUAUCUUUCUACCCCCUUUAUUUUAUUAAUUUCAAUUGUACUGUCAUAGUGAUUACUAUGAAUUAAUGCUGGGUUUUUGUGUGUGUGUACAAACCAAACCCGAUAAAAAAUGACCCAUUAUCACCUCUGCUUCACACGUUUGUCUAUUUGGCUCUACUGACUGCUGCUGCUGCUGCUGCUUCUACCACCCUGAAGAGAUAUCAGUUCGCUUAUAUUUUUUUUGUUCGUGCUGUGCCUAGCGAUUACCAGCGCAGCUCGCAGAACCCUGAACCCAGCGGAUAUCUAAAUAUUUGUUCAACUAAUCAGACCCGAAAAAUUUAUCGAUGCUACCCAUCACACUCCUAUACUGGCACUAGCAGCUCAAGAGAGACUAUCACUCAGCAAGCUUAAAAUAAAACCAUUUGUUUACUUAAGACUCUUUUUCGUAAUAAAAUUACGGCCACGAGAGUCUGGCGGUAGACUAGAUGCGGAUCGGUAUCAGAUUCCGAGACCAGAAAACCGAACUGCUCCGCGUAAUGCCUAUUUACAUAGCUCUGUACGGAGCACUAGAACCGCGCGCCCAUGCACUCAAUACAGCCGCAACCUGAGACUGUCUUAGCAACCUGCCUGACAAGCUAUCUACAUCACCCUGUCCUCCUAGCCCCCCGGCGAUCGAGCAACCAACAGUCAACUAAGUGCCUUGUAAUCUUUAUUGGCAUUGUAAAUCAACCACAGAAAAAUAAAAAUUUGCUCCGAUGGUUCAAUUGAGUGACCCUUUACAAAUCCUGUGUUUAGGAUCGAUGGCGGCUUAUCAGCAGGCACUUUUGCAUCAAUAACGUGUUUUUGUUGUCGUUGCUGUUAAAUACACUAGGGCUUGAUUAGUGUCGGCUCUGGCGUGAUUCGUGGUUGUAAUGUUGGCGCUUGGUAGGCGGAACUGAUGUCCGAAUAAGUGAUUGACUAAUUGCGGUUAGUUGCACGGACAUGGGCACGGGUGCGGUCACGGUUGUGGAAGCCUAGUUUAAACCGAUCUUGUUAGACUAUAUCGUGCCGUCGCGUCGGUGGGGUUGUGAAUGACAGGCGAAAAUCAGUACGAUUUCAUUGCAUUCACCUUUGUUGCAGUUUUGAAUGGAUUAUGCGGUUAUAUUUUCAAAACCUUAUGUCAAAGGCUACGAGCGAAAGGACGUAGAGGCUUGUCUAUGCGAUUCCAAAAUAGUUGAAUGAGGAGGGAUCCUUGGUACCGAAAAAAUAUAGGAAAUUAAGUUAAGUAGCCAAAUUUAAUCUUGUCACUAUCAUACAAUUGGGUUUAGCAAAUUGGAAAUUUGCAUCAUUGUCACCGUGUUUGAAACUACAUAACUUGUAAUCGUAGUUAUUUCCUAAGACUAUUUUUUACCUUUAGGGUUUUAAUCGAGCAGAAAUGGUUAUUGUUACGUCCUGAUUGGUGUAAAAGUUUUGAUAACUAAGAUAGCACGAUUUGAAGCAGUGAUUGCCAAGCAAUUAAUUUACUCACAUACGUAUUCAUAGGUUUCUAUCAACAGUUCACCUACAAGCAAACUCAAGGCCAUUACGGUUUUCGAUUUCCGAUUCUAGAAACACCGAAAGUAGUCGUUCAAAAAUUCUAUGAUAGAGCUCACUUCCACUUAAUCACAGUCUAAGUUUCGAAUAAAAGGACUCGGGAUUUUUCUGACUGUUAUGGAACAUUUAUCAUAGUAUGACCGAUCUUCACAAUCGAAGAACUUAGAAAAAGAUCUCAAGUUCCUACAGUCUGAUAUUGAAUGACACACUUAGCCGGUCCAAGAUAUACCAAAAAAAAAUUUUAUUGAUUAUUUCACAUGAGCGAUUGUUAUUAAAUUUUUUUUCAUGGGCGAUAAAUUUUCAUGAACGACAAACCAUCUUUUAAGGUUCGGGAACAGCUAAUAGUUCGAGGGAGCCAAAUCAGAUGGAUAAGGUGAUUGGGAAAGGAGCCCCAAUCUUAAAGUUGUGAUGCUCUUGUGUGAAGGCACAUAAUCCUAGUAAACCGACGCAAUGUUUUUUCCGUCCCGAGGAACGCUUCAGUACCUUCCCGAGCACUUUUCUGAUGUGUAUAUUUAAGGUACAUCCGCAUAUGCAUGGCCAUACACGAUUCUGGACUAUUCUUGUUUUUGAUCCAAAGUCACCAUAUGCAGAAACCAGAGGCAAGAUAGUUGUUUUCAUCAACAUAAUAUCGCACAUAAUACACAAUUUGCGCUCUAUAUUAAUCCUUAUAGUAUCUGCUAGCACACACACACACACACAUACAAACUCACUUGGCGGUCGAGUAAUACCAUUUCAUAUGAUUCUUUUUUUUGACAUUCUCCUGUGUAACCGCAUUGGAGGGUCUGCCCCCUUUAACUUCAGCGGCAGUGAUGUCAGCCCGGGUUGGCGGUUCAAUGCACUGAUGUGCACUGGUCUUACGAGCCAGUUGUCGUAUGUUCGAGCCCCGACCUGGAAGGAUCGUAGUACCAGCCAUGCAAUGAUCCUGUACACUAUGAAUCGGCUGCCAAGUCUGUUGAAACAAAAAGGUCAAAUUCCACAGAAGAAAUGUAAUGCCAAGACUUUGCUUUGGCAGUGGUUCUUCGAUCACUAGCCGCUUAAUAUAAUCCAUUAAUCCAAGCAUGCCAAUUUUUUCUUGGGCAACGGAAAAAUAUUACAUCUAUUGAUAUGUGAAAUUACUUUCUUUGGCUGUUGCGAUUGCAAAAUUCAGCUAAAUUGAUUAUGAAGAUAAAGAAAUGAUCCAUUUGCAUAACCUUUAGAUUAUUCAUUUAAGUAAUUUGAGACGCGACUUUACAUGGUUAUUUCCUUGUGGUCAGCAAAGUCAAACUGACUCUGUAUUGCAUUCCUUUUGACUUCGCGGCCAAUUCUGGCUUGCAUGGCUGGUGCUACGAUCCUACUGACACUAAAAUAAUGGCUCAAGCAUACUACAAAUGGAUUGUAAGCGCAACAUUGAGCCGACAACCCGGGAGGGGUGUACGUUCAGGCAGAUCACCAUUACAUUAACCAAUGUAAAAAAGGCAUGUUUUUGGUGCGAAUUUGCUCAAAGAUAUACAAUAUUAUGAAUGUAAUCAGUCAACUGAUAAACAACCCUCAUAAUCUGAAAUCACCUUUCCAAACUGAACGUCGACGCCAGCGAAUGCUAUCGUUCGAUCAGCUGAGCGAUAGUAAUAUGUGGUCAUUUCAACUGAACACUAUCUCAGUUAUCUGAUAUCAGUACAAAAAUUACAUCAAAAAUGCACCACGUCACGAGACCAUUUUAAAAUUAGUGCGUGUUACAUUGGGAGAACAUAAAAUCGAUCAAAGCCUAUUUAAAUUGAAGAUAGACUGAACAAUCAGAUUUAUAUUGAAGUUGAUACAAAUACAGCAGUUAUCAUUUGGAAUAACAUUCACACACAAGCGAAGUUAAAACACGUUACGUGAAUUCAACGACAUUAGGCUCCGAACCUGUUCGUGUUACUUCUACUAAUGAUUUUUACGUCGUUUGUGUUUGGUAUAAUUUCCCUACCGUUUAGUUUUUAUAUCUAACGAGUCGUUUUCAAUUAAGAAUUUAUGUGAUCUUGAUCGGGCUCACAUGCGAGUUUUGGAUAAAUCAGAUUAGACUUGAUUUCAUAAACUAAUGUUGACUACAGCUUGACCCUAUCUAGUUCGCAACCUCUAAAUCUACUUUCCCGUGUUUCAUUUGUCCAGCUCAUUCUCACCUCGGCCGUCGUCCUAAUUCCUGGUCCGACACGCAUUGUGACCGAGUUGGCCGUCACGGCAUAGUUCCGCACAUUUUCUGACCUCUUCUGCCUGUCUCCCGUUGCCUUAUCGUCAUUGGAAGUUUGAUUGCAAGAAUGCUAUCACGAUGUUUGGUGUUGUGUGGAAUUAUCGUGCGUGAUCUUCAUCGUAGUUGCAGUCGCAGUCGCAAUCGACAAGAUCCGCCCUAAAUAUAUUCACACUCACAUCGAUGCUCUCAUCAAAACUGGGCACAACUUAAACUUAAACAAUAAAAAAGAGUCGAAAUCAGCCGGCGGAUCACAUUAUAAAUUCAUCAUCGUUCCAUGUCUAUCGUCAAUUUCUUGCCGUAUUUGUUUUUCACCCGUCAUCGUAGGGUAAGUCGGCAGCGAGCAAAUGGAAAACAUGAUCUCUAGCCAUUACCAGUGCUGCUAACCGCCCAAAGCGAGAGGGGAUCCAAAGACAGUAGCACGGUUAGUAGCUACUAAUUAUAACAUAAUUAAUUGCUCAACUAUAAACUUGAUGUUUUUCCUUUUUUAUUUGCACUACACUACUCGAAUCGAUCGGCCGGUGGUGGAAGCCUGGAAAAAGGGCUCACUUGCAGCUUGAGAAAAAUGUCUACCACUCUACACUAGUCUAGGACCACCAGUCCAGUGUCUGUGCGUUGGCAAGAACAAAGUAAUAACAUUCAUUUAUUAUCAUAAUUACCGCCGAGAAAGAGAGACAGAGAAAGAUGGAUAGAUAUGUAGAGAGUGCAAUUAUAACAUUUUCUGAAUUUUCGAUACCGGCGAAACCCGGUAGCUAAUUACUUCUUUAGAGAGCCACGGGGGAACUGGCUGACCGGGCCAGUUCCGAGCACACAUGCUGACGUACGAUAUGUCGGAGUCUAUUACACUUCGCUUUCAACUACUCCACCUCGGCAUGAGUGUUCAGCAAGUGCAUCGAAUGAUGUUUUGGGAUUCCAUCUAGCGAAAAAAAAUUAAUUUAAUACUCGAUUUGAAUGUAUGGGUGUUGUUGAUGGAUUUUUUCCUUCCAUUUUUGGUUGGAAUAUGUGUUAAGAAAACUGCCCAUUUAAUGAAGCGCUGUGAAUAGGGAACAAAUGAUUAAACUGAAAGGUACUGGACAUUCCCUUCCAUGUAAGCUCUAGUCCUGGUCCCGGCCCAGUUUGAUCAACUUGAAUUUGCAACCUUGCAAUUGAGAUAGCUAACCUUGAGAAUGGGGGCCGUGGACGGCUAAUUAUACACAUGUGAGAGCGAACAAGAAAAUGAGUAUGUUGGCGAGUUUUUCAUUCACUGGUGCUUGGUGGCAAACGAAGAAGGUAUGCCGGUAUGGGAGAGUAGGUGCAAAAAUGCGUUAAGUGCGUUUCAACAGUUAAUUUCCUUCGAAUGAAAAGUGGCACAUCAAAAAUACAUUGCAGCGGGGUUGAAGUCAGACUCGGACCAUCUGCCCUGGGGGAUUUUAUGUUAUGAAAUCGAAUGAAUGCAGAAAUAUGCGAGGGAAUUCUGCAAGGAUCAUGUGUAAUCGCAAUUAGUGUCCAUAGUAAUUAGAAUGGAGAUAACGACUAUUUUUGUAGUACGGUUCGAUAGCUAUACAGUAGCUCAAUUAGUCAUGGAUCAAUUCAGUUUACUUUGCUUAUGUGAUUGUUCCAGGGGAAAAUUAUAUCACAUGAGAUUGUUUGUUAUCUGAAUUUAGUUUACAAAUCACUGUCGUUGUUUGAAAGAAGCAGCCAAUUACCGAAAGGCCAAGUGAAAGCAACACUGAUCUAAACAGCUAAUUAGAACUUUUUCAUAAAUACAUACUAGAGUUUCUUUUGUAAAUUUACGCUCAACAGCACCAGAGAAAACUGCCUUUGCUUGGGCUGUUUUCCCUACAUUGUUACGCCAAACAAAAAACCUCAAAAAUUGUUUUUGUUAUUCUGCAUUUAAUUCGAUAAUUUGCGUUAAAGACUAAUUCUCAAUUAGAAAUUGCUAAUUUGUAUGUUUUUGCCGCCAAAAAACCAUAAUUAUUUUAAGUUAACCAGAACAGGUUUUUGACCGUUUUUUUCAACUUAAUUAUGUUGUUAUUUAUAUGAUGAUUAUUUUGAUCAAAAUUUGCGCUUAUCUUUACGGACGCCUAACAAAACUAUUAAAAGAUGUACCUAAACCUUCCUUUCGCGUUUCGUCUUCGACCCAUUAGUGCAUUAGUGGUUUAUGUUGAACUUCUAAUGACACCUCGCGGCUCAAAACAAACUGAUAUGUAGACGUAAACAAUACUGACAUGCCGAACGUCAGUUUUCAGUUGAAGUUAGUUUAACAAUGUAUGGCACAUACGGUGCAACGUGUAAGGAACAUCAUUGGUACUCUAAUAUGCAAAAUCAGUAAAACAUUUUGGAUUCGGACUGAAUAAUGCUAUUUGUUUUUGCUAUUGCUAUUUCAUCAAUGCAUCGCAGAAUUAUUUCUCAGAAUCUGAAUAAUUUUUUCGCCCAAGAGUUACCUGAAACGAUGAGUUCAGUAAUCUAUGAGUAGUCUUGAAUAACUGAUUAAUUUUUGGUUUCAUAGAGAUUCAUUGUGCAACACAAACGCUUCUAAACCAACCACUACACUACUAUACUGAAUUUAAAAAAAUCGACUCGAAUGCAAAUUUCUAAAUAAGAAUCAUUUCCACAAUAGGAAAUUUUGUCGCAAAAGAAACCGCUACCAAAUGGGCAAAAAGCAUCAGUACAUCAAAGUAAUGGUACUCGCCGGGAGUAUCUCGUCCGAAAAGCGCCUCGUUCCGCAAAACCAGUAAACCGUCGAUCAAACAUUUGAUCGACAGCCGCGCCACUCUGUUACACAAACGCAAUCCAUCAUUAUCAUCAUCGCCGCCACUGCCCCCGUCACAGCCAUCGUGAACUGCGGUAUAAGGUGUGUAAGCGAGUGAACGACACAGAAACAGAGAGAGAGAACUAUUUGACCGAAUUCGUCGCCAUCGUACUCGCUUACCGCCACUACGGAUAGUCACCCACACUCUCACUCAGUUGUUCGGUUCGCUGACAGCGGCAUCAAAGUGUGCGGCUACUGACGGUUGCGCUUGGCGGGUGAUAACGAGUGCAAAUUGAGCGCCACUUGCUCACUUGAUGCGGCGCGAUUGGAUGGCAUGGUAGGCAAGCUGUGUUCGGGGUAAAUGUCGGAAGCGGUAGCGGCAACUACGAUGGUAGUAACACACAUGCUGACUCCUCCGACCUGUGGUGAUUUGCGAACGCGAUAACAUCGAUAACGCCUCCACUGAUCGGACUGUUGCGUUUCACCAAAAAUCAUCCAAGUGUUAAAUUCUGAGCUCGCAUUUAAGCAUGCUUUAAUCUAAUAAAGCGCGCAACUCACGCGUACGUCACUACGAAAAACAAUUUUGAAUAAACCCAAGCACGUGGUUUUUUACUCGAAAACCAUGAAAAAACUUCGCGAUGGGAUGGAAUGAUUGUUUACGUUACUUGAUAGAAGAAUAUUUGGUGUGCACUUCUUCCGGUACCACAACGAAUAGAAGAUCUAUCUGACCGAAACUCGCCCGAAACCGAUGUGGUAGUGCAACGAGAUAUGUGUAAAGAAUGGUGAUAAUGGAGGUAUUUCACCUUUUUAGUGUGUAAAUAUUGUUUAUAUUUUUUUUCAAAUUUUACUCUAAACAUGGAUGGUCAGACGGUAUCUUGAUGAGCGCUGGGGUGAGGAAUGUAAAUAUUAAGCUUCCAUUAGGGCAACGUGAAGCAAAAGUGCUGUUUUCAAUAGUACUAAAGUAAACAAAUACUGGUUGUGGAGUAGCGUUUCGGAAUCAAUAAGCUUUGGAGAAGCAAAUAUAAGCUUUGGAAUGAAGCCGAUGACGGUCCGAGCGGGAGAUUGAUUGAGGUUGAAGUGCUAAAUUGAAGCAUCAAUCUGUGUUUUUGUUAUUUAAUUAUAGUCGAUAAGCAAAUCUUAACCGAAAGCAUGUAUAACCCAAAAAUGAAUUCAACUGGUAAUGAUUUAUGGGCACACGAUUUGUUUUUACCCUGAAUUACAAACACUAUCGACACAGGAUACAAAAAUACCAUAGAAUGACAAUAGCCAAAUUAAAUCUAGCUUCAAGAUAUUUAUCCUAAAUAUUUUGAUUUCUAAUCAUUUCACUGGAACAAAAAUUAAAUGAAGCUUGUCGUAUUGACGUUCCUAAGCAUUCAUGAGCUCCAUUUCUCUAGACAAUAAUCCCUCUAUUCCCUUGAAUGAUAAGGUUCACUAUCACGAGUGGUAACAUACACACAAACAUUAAAAGUCCUGUCUAGUAUUUAAUCAAAGAUAUGGCGUAAACAGCCAGAAGAACAAAAAUAGGGCCAAAGUAAACUGUCACUCUCAGUCUACCAUCAGCCAACCAACCAGCUAGUCAAUCAAUAACUGUCAAUCAUCAGAGCACUGGCACAAAAAUCUAAACUCGGUACUUCUCCACACCUUCCCCAUUGCUAUCACUUGUAAUCAAUCAACGAGCAAACAAAGUUCAGCCACAACCAAAUGCAAUCACAUUCAUUUCCACCUAUCGUUUGAAAAUUAUAUAUUGCUGUCAGGAAAUUGAGAUUAACGUGUUUUCGUACAAGAGCAGGGAGUAAAAUAUCAGUGAUCAGUAAUCCGUCAGUCACACAAACAAAUGAAAUGACAAAAAAUCAAUAAACUACUAGAACCUUAGAGACACUACAGACAAGACAUCACUUGUUUACUCAAUUUCACACACUUGCAAAUGUAAACGGUUUCAACACUCGGGUCACGAUACGAUCGUUUUUCGUCCGUUAAUUCAGCCAUUUGGCGACGAGGUAAUCAAUGCUAAAUACCAGAGCAAACAUUCGAUUCUGAUACACUAUGGUAACACCACAAACAAUAGGUGAAGAACCAAAUAAAAUGUGCGAAUGAGAUAGAAAAUCAAAUUAAUAAAAAAACUAAAUAAAGUGCGACAAAAGAUAAAGAUAGCAUUCCUCGAACAGCGAACGCCAAAUGCAAACAGGCGAAUGAAAAAGAAGAAUCUUCGAAGAGUUAAAGCUGUUAGCUAUCAUAAGUGAUUGAGUAAACGACUGAAGUGGUCUCGUACGUCUCUUGUCAAAAGUCGGUUUUUUGUGGGCCCGAUUGGGAGGGUAACGAACAAUACAUAGACGAAACAAUGUGCAAUAUUUGUGGGGUUAUACUGGAGAUUUUUUGUAGUUGUUUUGUGUAAAUGCAAAACCAUAUACGUCUGUGACACGUUAAUUUCGAUUACUGACAAUGACCGGAACUGGUUUUACUAAAUUUGUAUUGUAGUGCAGAUUUUGUCGAUCGUAAAAAGCAUGUAUUUAAAGUGAAUACAUGUUUCAAGGAUACGUUCAUAGUGAAGGUUUCUAAUUCAUAUAAUGCUAGUAAGGGACAUUCCACUUGAAUACGGUAGUAAAUCAAUAAUAGGUAAAAAAGGAAACAAUUUUGUACUUUAGUGAAGAAAAAACAACCUUUUUAAUGCUACCAACUCAGUGAAAUAGUAGAUAAUGCUUGUCAGCAAAUUUUUAGCAUUGAAUAAACUCCAUAGAAAUGCGAAACGCGAGAAAACGAUCUCUACUUAUAGUAAAGUAAGCAAAUGAAAUGCAUAAAACUGAUAGACUUUAAACUGAUAAAUAUAAUGAAUAUUAGUAAGGUUUUAAUACACUUAAAAUCGAAACGAAAUAAAUAGAGAGCGAGAACAAAACGCGGAAUAAACUAAACUGAGAUCAAGAACGAAGUGCCAAACUAGUGGCUUAUUUAUUUAUUUUUUACACAUAUAAAUAUGAGAUUUACAGCUAAAAUCGCAUUAACAAGAAACGUGUUUUUAAUGCCGUUGUUAUCAAAUCCGCAUUGAAUCAGCUCACCAAACAUGGACGAAACACAGAAACACACACACGGUUACGAUACGAAAUUCUCGGCCAAAAGUGCACACAAGAAUUAUCAUCUGUGAAAAAAAACGAAAAAGCCAAUGACGACGGGGGUGGCGGAUUAACAGCAGUAUCAACGAAAAUGUCGUUCUCUUAUGUUUUGGUUUGACGUUUGAGCAACUAACAAGACGAAAGAGAAAGAAGCUCGAAGCCGCGCCAGAACCAGAGCUUCUUUCUUUAUCAUCUUGUUAACAUAUAUAAAAUGAAAUAAAGGAUAAAGAGCAAGAGACACAAGAUAGCAACAAAAAUGACUAAAGCAAACGACUCUCAGUCAACAUUGUAGGAAUAAGAUCACACACAGUCAAGGAUAGGAAGAAAACAUAGAGACUACCAAAAAUGAACAGAUUUAAAUUGUUCCCGGUUACAAGUUUGGUCCGUUUUAAGACACUUGUUGACGGAUAGUGGGUAAAAAAGAUUUUUGUUUAUCACAUUUCCCCACUGAUUACAUUGCUGCGAUCAGUUUUGAUAUUACACGGAGCGACUCACCUCAACCCGCUAUCUGUGAAUGAAUUUAAUUUGAUUACCUCCUCGGAAUAUGGCACAGCAAAAGGUUCAACAUGUUGUGCAAGCAAUGUGACAAAGUCGAACAGGUUGUGUAGAGCAAACGUUCACACGUCCUUCAUCGAUGCAAGCCAAUUUACCAAUUUUGAAUUCUAAUCAGUGCUGAGUUUUAGUCUUCAUUCAUCUGCUUCCUGAUACUUCGUUUUCUGACUAUGACGGCUAAUAGCGAAUUUUAAAACAUUAAAAAAAUCGGUCUCGGUCUCGUGCAUCAAACUGCGUAGCGAGUUCCAUCGAAAACGAAAUAUUCACGAAACGAUCUCAGUAACCCGAGCAGAGUCGGUAAUGAAGAGAAUAAAACUACAACUGAAAACAAACGCUGAAAAGUAAUAAAAUAGAUUUUAUUUCGUCUUUUUGUUAUUUAAAUUCUUCUAAUAUUCAAAUCAAGUUCACAAAAAACUACCAAGAGCAGCAUGCAAACCAGUAAAAUACAAUAAAAAAUGUCCCACACAGAAUUCCAGACCGAAAACUUAUACCGAAGGAAGUGUUCGGUCGAACUGAUGACUUGUUUUCUGGAUGGUGUGGGGAGUGCGAAGUCGUUUGAAUCUUGCUUUUUGUCCUUUUUUUCCUGUCUACACGACCACCACGUGUAAAGCAAAACAUCAAAAUAUGUUGGUGAACGAAUCUGCUGCCUCCAAAACUAAUGAGAUAGAAAAGAAUCACAUUGUAAAAUAAUUUAAAAGUCAGUAUCUUCAAAACAAUUGCGAAGGAAUUAUGGGCGAAGAAAAAACUUUUAAAAAGUUAUAGUUUAUAAACAAACAGAAUCAAAAUUAAUUCGUUGCAGAAUGUUGAGUAUUGAGAAACGAAUGAUAAUUUUUCUAUAAAUAUUUUUGUAGUUUCGAGCGAAUGUAUGAGUGCGAUCUUUAAGCAGAGUGUAAUAUCCAUUAACGUGGGGAGCAUAUUUUUCUAUAAUUUUUAUUAUUGAUUAGGUAGUUAAAACAAAGUAUAAACAAUAUCAAAAGUGACGUUAAGAAAGCAAAAACUUGAAAAAUAUUUAGUUAAUGAAUGCUGAAACCUCUAGUUGAUAGCUGUAAACAGUUUUUUCUGUAAUAAACUUCCAAUAAAAGUAAGAAAACAGCUGUAAAUAAAAAUAAUAAUAGUUAUAUUUAAAAAAUAGAAAACAAUUAUUUCAUUGUAGUUCAUUAGUUCCAUCGAAGUAAGCAAAUCCGAAUCUCCAUUGUUCUCCUUUCCAUCGUCGCCAAC
Malaya genurostris is the source of this 22753-nucleotide messenger RNA. Its product is annotated as protein pangolin, isoforms A/H/I/S-like. Lineage: Eukaryota; Metazoa; Arthropoda; Insecta; Diptera; Culicidae. The transcript is spliced from 2 exons. The coding region runs from base 1358 to 3628 and encodes 756 amino acids. Gene Ontology annotation, molecular function: RNA polymerase II cis-regulatory region sequence-specific DNA binding; DNA-binding transcription factor activity, RNA polymerase II-specific. The record is from RefSeq and is a predicted model, not a curated record. Gene Ontology annotation, biological process: regulation of transcription by RNA polymerase II; canonical Wnt signaling pathway. Gene Ontology annotation, cellular component: beta-catenin-TCF complex.